Messenger RNA from Labrus bergylta (ballan wrasse), 1473 nucleotides. The record is from RefSeq and is a predicted model, not a curated record. NCBI's taxonomy places the organism in Eukaryota, Metazoa, Chordata, Actinopteri, Labriformes, Labridae.
AGGGACUGUGUUCAUGUCUAAAACAACCUCUGUGAAAUAGUCUCAUGUGUUCUGUGUUUCCUGCAGGAACUUCCUCCACAGACACCGUGUGCUCGACCUGCUCUGAUGGAACAUUUUCAGACGGGACGUUUACAUCCUGUCAGAAUCACAAACAAUGUGAAUCAGAGGGUCUGCUGCUGAGAGCAGGAACUGAGACAGAGGACGCUCAGUGUGGAGGAGAAGUGUCAGACAGGAAUGCACUGAUUAUCUGUGGUGUUGCGUUUUCUUUAGCCAUCGUGUGUUAUCUCGUUUGGAACAUGAUCCAACAAAAAAAAAGCAGAAAAAGAAGACAUUCAGGACCCUCCUACCUGGAAGGUGUGAAUUCAGGACAAUCAUCUCAGCAGAAUCUGAAGUCAAAUGACUCCAAACAUUCAAAGAUUGAGGUCGGUCAGAUUUAACUCCUGCAGAGUGAAUCAUCUUCAGGAUCCUGUUCUGGUCCAUUCUGACACACUGUUGAUAUGUGAACCUGUUACGCUGUAAUAUGAGCAUUGAACCAAAUCGACACACCUGUGGGUGCAAAGUCCCCCUCUGCACUUUAUAUGUAUGAUGCGCACCCACACACUCUCCCUCUUUCUAUCCUCCUGGUCGGUAUGAGCUUAUACCAGCUUGUAUUGUCCUACCUUGUUAAUCCUCACGAUCUUGACUGCUGAUUACCGGGCUGCCGGCAAGACGUUUUACAUUUCUAUUGGCAUCUGUAAAUCUAAAGAAACCAAAAUGAUCUCUGGGGUCCCACAAGGGUCAGCCGUUCUAAUCUGGCCAUUACUUUUUAAUCUAUACAUGCUUCCACUUGGUACAAUCAUCCAGAAACACAACAUAUCUCGCUGACGACACACAGCUGUACAUCUCUCUCUCAUCUGAAGAUCUCAGUCCUAUAAACAAACUAACAGACUGCAGAAAAUAUAUCAAACUCAACGCAGACAGGACAGAAAUAUCAGCACAUCCAUCUUCACCUCAAAUCCAUGACCAUGAAAUACAACGAGCAGGCCAGAAAUCUUUGCAUCAUUUUGGAUUCUGACCUUAGCUUUGACAGUCAUAUCUCCAACAUUACCAGAACAGCAUUUUAACAUUUGAAGAACAUAUCAAAACUCUGAUCCUUCAUAUCCCAAACUGACGCUGAGAAAUGAGUCAUCUCAACCAGGUGAGGUGACUGUAACGCUCUAUAUGCAUCAAAACAAUCUGUAGGAAGACUACAACUUAUUCAACAUUCAGCAGCCAGAGUCCUGACCCCGUAUGACAAAAUGUGAUCACAUCACUCCGGUCCGUGCGUGCGUGCAACCAACAUGUGGAUUUAAAACCAUAAAACUUCAGUUUAUGCUGUAAAUAAAUGAGUGAAUAUUUUGCAGCUGAAGUCAAAUACAAUGUGAUGAACGUUUUAUUUGUGUGUUACUGAUAUUAUGCUUGCGUGUGUGUGAUGUGUGUUCCCUUUUUAAAAAU